Gigantopelta aegis is the source of this 1007-nucleotide messenger RNA. RefSeq names its product MAM domain-containing glycosylphosphatidylinositol anchor protein 2-like. Gene Ontology annotation, biological process: nervous system development. Gene Ontology annotation, cellular component: membrane. The transcript has 7 exons. The record is from RefSeq and is a predicted model, not a curated record. Lineage: Eukaryota; Metazoa; Mollusca; Gastropoda; Neomphalida; Peltospiridae. Bases 61 to 939 code for a protein of 292 amino acids.
CAGUAUUUAUAUAUUCAUCUAACACGCAGUUGACGUUAGUUGUUAUUCCCAUCUGUUGUUAUGUUAACUAAAUCGUGUGCAACGUAUGCAUUUAAUGUCAUUUCACAGAAACACAGCAGCGAGGUCAUUACUGGACAACUGAAGAUGUUUGGACUUGUUACUCUCGUUGUACUGGUCACCGUGUUCGACCUGUCUGUAGGGGAAUCCCCGCCAUUCAACGCCACAAUAGAGGAGGUACAGUGGAUGAUCGAUAAUUUAGAGCGGUCGCUAUGGGGACCAUGGGCAAAACACAGUAGCUGCAGCAAAUCGUGUGGCGGCGGAACGCAGGUUCGAACCCGAGUAGUUACAUGCCAGCCUGUGAAUGAUUCCGCUAUAGGACCCAUGUGUCUAGGACCAAAGACUGACACUGAGACGUCGGAAUGCAACACACAAACGUGUGCAGAAAAUAAAGAUUACGUCACGGAAACUCUGAAUUGUGAUUUUGAUAAAGACCUCUGUUCGUGGCAACAGUCAACAGACGACGACGAAGAUUGGGUCCGCUCUGAUACACCCACCCCUACUGCCAGGACUGGUCCUGGCUUUGGCCAUACUGGAGCUGGUUGGUUCAUGUACUUUGAGGCGUCCUAUCCAGUACAAGAAGGAGACGUUGCCAGACUGGAGUCAGCGGAAAUUACAUUCCAAUCCGACUUGUGUCUGCAGUUCUUCUACCAUAUGUACGGUCUAUCGACCGGGUCGCUACGCAUAAAAACAACGACGAAAGGCGUGCCAUCAAUCCUGUGGCAGAGGUCAGGGCUUAACGAGAACAUGUGGAAGAUGGCUACAGUGACCUUGCCCGAUUCUACAGAGCCGUACAGGGUGAUCAUCGAGGGAGUGAGAGGAGACGGGCCACGUGGUGACAUCGCCUUCGACGACAUCACUGCGACUCGUGGGAGCUGUUAGACGCCGACUUGCCAUCACAGAAGAAGCACAUCUUGACUAACAAAUUGAAUUAAACAUUUUAAAACAAA